CUCAUUCAAUAGCGUUAGUUUGUAUCAAACAGCGCGGAUGACAUAAGUAAUGCGGUGCUAUCAUUUAUCCAAACGAAGACAGGGUGUUAAUAGUUUCUUAAGUAGACAGGGUCUAGUCGGACUAGUUGCUUAUGCGUGUCUCUCCGUAGAAGAAGAUUCAAAAAAUCCUAUUGCGAUCAACAUUCUUAUCGAUAUGACUGGGAACAGGAUCAUACCAGCAGCUAGUUUCUAGAUGUAUACGAUCCUCACAAAAGUAAGUCAUUCCGGUUAUAUUCUCCUUCACAACAUCAACAUCAUCGCCAUAAUAAAUAUGAAUUAGUCACAUUUUUAUUUCACGCAGUUUCUUGUGCGAUCAAAAAAACUGUCUUCUAUGAAACUACUUAAUUUACUUCUAGUACUAGAGGAGAUUAGUGUGUCCAUCACGUGGUAGAGAGGACUUGUUCGAACGACGAAAAAAGUUGACGCGCUCGUCGUCAUCCAAGGUUUUUGUCUCUUGUUGUUGUUGGUAGUCUGAUUUUUGGCAUCGAUUUUUGUUGUUUGUUGAAUCUAUCAUCUUUCUACUACUCUGCUGCAGUUCGACGUUGGUUCCGUUGGAUCAGAGUGAUCAAGAAAAUGCCGUCGGUGCGGAAUACCAAAGCCAGUGAGGAGGCACGGCGUUCCGUGACCUCUUGCAGCAAGGCUAACGAGGCAUGCUCGAAGAAUCUAACAACUAAAAACGCCUUCGAGAAAGACGCAAACAAUGCGGUAGAUGACCAAGCAGACGGAGAGACAUCACCGAAGCUUAUGCAUGGGUUCCCAGAUUACAUCCUUCACUAACAUCCCUGACUCUUUUUCCAGUAUGAAAGGUCUCAGGGAUGUUCUGAAAAAUGCAAUGGCGGAACCUCUAAGAAACAAGAACAAGGCAGUCUCAACGUCGCCAUUUACGCCUUGGCGUUUGUUUCAUUCACCCAGCUACUCGGAUACAAUUUCUUGCUCAUCUUCAUCUUGCCGAUGGCGAAGGUACCCCGGCGGACCCUUUCUAAUAUUUCAUCUAGUUUACAAUCUGAGUCCUUUUUUCUCUUGUUCUCAGGCGCCACCCUGCCUGAUCGUCUUCACCCUCCCACCAUACUCAAUUUCAUUACCCCCGUUAAGACGUCGAGUUGUAUCUACAAUCUUCUAUGAACAAGAUGUUCUUCCUUCAUUCUGCGCGCGACGAGAACCUUUCGUCCUCUAUGAUAGAAUAGUGGUCAACGAGAUGAACUGCUACAGAGAGCAGUUUCCCUUAUCUUCAAAAAUAUCAACAGCACUUCGGGCCUAUUUUGGGUACGAGUUUUGAGGAUAUCAUGCUGUGGCCAUACGCAAUUAUGAACGUUGUCUGUGGUCUCCUAUACUCUUUCGUCAUGGAUAAGCGGAAGAUCAGCUGGGUUCGAACUGCCGGGGAUGCAGAAAACGCACAUACCGCGUCAUUAUGACGACUUGUUCUAUACCUAUUUCUAUUUAUUUAAUAAUUGAAAUUAGUCGUUCUACUACUUGCUAUUACUAGUACUUUCUUAGUAUCAUCAUGUGGUGAAGCCUUCAAAUAAUCCAUUUUAAUGUAUUCAGAAAAUGUAAAUGAAGAUAAGAAUCCAUCACUGCUCUAAUUCUCUAUGAAAAGAGCAAGCCUCACGGCUUUUUCGGAUGGUUUUCGUUCCCGAAGAGAUGGGUGCUUUGUUGUCUCUGCAUGGUCAGCGUGUAUCUUCCAUGCUUCACGUUGGCGAUCAUAUACAAGGUCAAGGGCCUGGUUGUGUUAGCGAUGGUUCUACUCGGCAUCGGAAACUCAUGGCUGCAGGCGUGUGGAUCUGGUAUCUAUGUUUAUAGAUUUACUGUUGUACUAGCAGUAGAUAUAGAGUAGGGAGGGGGUCCUUCUCUCUGGUUGUGGGUUUAUUUGCUGAACCGGUACCCCAUAGCGAAUACACCUGUCGUGCACGCAACCAGAGAGCUGAGCACUCACCGGAGGCGUUGCGCAGGGCUCCGGCCUGCCUUUGAAAGUGAGACCUAUGGGGCUGAGUGACAGGACGACGAUAGCGCCGGCGCUUAAUUAGUUUUAGUAGUUAGCAGGAUGCUGCAGGAUACUUGUUGAUAUUUACCAUUUUCUCUUUUCUAUCUUCCUCUGGUCUGUCUUUUUUCUAGUUAGGUCUUCUCCACCACAAUUUAUAGCUUUACUGUACUAGCAGUAAAGCAACACCUUAGCUUGGGACGCCGCGCCCCUGAGCAGGAGAGAGCGGCAUUCUUCUUCGCGCAGAGCUAUGACUUGCAUGCGUUGUCUUUCUGUUUUUCCUGUUGUAUUUUCCUUGCUGUCUCUCCUGCUCAGGUCUCUGCACAUCUUUGAAAAGCGACAAAGCAAUGGCCAUGUGGAGUUUAGGAAACGCAUUGAGUGGGGCACCGGCCGCGAUAUUGAGCAUCCUCAUGGCCUUCGUCAUAAAAGCAGAGCAUGUCAACAAUCUCAUGUUAUGAAAAAAUGCACAUUUAUAAGCACUCUACUUCAUAUUCACGCGUUUAUUUGAGAGUAUGUCCUUGAAGGAUCUCUUCCUUUCCUCUCCAGUAGCAUCUCUAUUUGAAUUUUGAAGACAGUAGGCAAGAAUCACGUAGAAGAAACAAAUGAACACACGAUACUUCUUGUUCUAUUCCAGCACCAGCUCAACAACUUUUCUAAUCUUCGUCGGCAUAUACGUUCUGAACGCGGUUGUGCUCCUCGUGUGCCUUCUGCUUUUGCCCUGCGUUUUUUCCAAGCACCCGAUGCUGAGACAUCAGAUGACGUACGAGUCUGACGGGACGCGGGGUAUAAAACCUCCCUCAAACGAGGUCGCUACGAAGGAUAUCAAAGCCCUGACAGGAGAGCCAGAAGAGGAGCACGAGGACACACAGGCGCUGCUUGAUAGUAAUGCUAAUGCUCGCAACCAAAUCGCUGUAGACGACGAGCAUGCGGACAGCGACAAUAAGAUUAAGGUACAUCAUGAUUUCUCUCGAAGCUUUUCCUGAUCUUGCUCAACAAGAACAGGAUCAUGGGAGUUGACAUUGGAACAACUCUUUCACAUACAUUUUCAAUGGGAAACUUACUUAUAAGUAACCAAGAAAGAGGGCCGAGCAGAUCUCGUUCUUCCGAGAAUAUAGAUAUGUCUAACAAUCAGACGUCGAUUUUGACUAUAUUCGCCGAAGACUGGACUAUGUACACAGGAAUGUUCGUGCUUUUUUUAAGCACCUUCACGGUAUUCCCGGGAAUUCCUGCCAAGAUCGAUGCCUGGGAAGCACGCUUUCCGCUCGCGAGGGAUUACACUCCGGCUGGUGCACCCAAUUUGUCGGACGACGAGAGGGACGCAAUCAAAGGCGCAAACGGGGGCUCCUUCAUACCGGUGGGAAUUUUGUCAUUGCAUUUUUUUUCACGCUGCCUUACUCUUGUUGCACCUCUAAAAAAGGAAACUCGAGAAUGUAGGAUGCAUGCAAGUGGCCAGUUACUUCCCAUCAAUUCUUUUUCCUCCUCGACAUUAGAGUCUACUAGUUGCCUAUAGAGAACUUCGUGCCUACUCAGGAAUUACGCUGCCUGGCGUGCAUACUUUGGCGUGCAUACUAAGUACAAUAAUUUUCGAUGUCUUACAACCUCCAAUUUCACCAGAUUCUGUUUUCCAUGUUUGCGAUUGGAGACAUCGUCGGAAGAUACUUGCCGAAUCUGUAUUCGCCACCGCGACAGCUGUUCUUUCCACUGGCGCUCCUCCGAUUCGUGGUUUUCGAUACCUUGAUUGUUCUGCAGACGGUCUACCAUUACCACUGGGCUAUCACCUUCGUGGUCAUGUUCCUGCUUGGCGCAUCCCUCGGCUAUCUCGCCACGCAGUGUUUCAUUCUUAUGGCUUUGUUUCGAAGUACUAUCUUAGUAUAGUUUAGUGACUACUAUCUUAGUUUAGCGACGCUCUCUAAGUACUAUCUUAGUAUGCUGUUGCUGGGGAUCUUUUUGAGAUCACUCGCUCGUAACAAGCUCUUUCGCCAAAAAUGAGAUCACUCGCUCUUCACAAUAGAAGCUUUUUGAGCAUUUUUAACAAAGUAUGUCGCUCGUCUCUUCAGAGGUGUCCCUCACCACAGAAGAACACACACGAAGAAGAAGUAGAGAAAAACCUCAUCCCCAACAUCUAUUUCUACUUAGAGGACUUACGAAAAGACAACAACUGCUUCAACUUCUUCUACCAACUUCUAACUCAAAAGCCGGGUCCCGCAUUGAGAAGGUGGCAGAUAGAGCGCUUGUGGGUCCUCUACUCGGGAAUGCGCUUACAUGCGGAAUUCUAGCGGGGUGCACCUUUCAUGUCGCAGUUUGCCAGGGCGUGGACAAGGCUCUCUCAUGAACCAAACCGCCGCGUUGAGAGGUGUGCGGGUGUGCGUGGUCCAGGUGGACAAUGAGAACGAUCUUUAUGUGGCUGCCUUGAUAUGUGUGGACAACAAACUUGGCAGUACUAGACUGGGGUAGUUUCUAGUAGUUGCAGCAGUGAACAAAUGUAAAUGAAGGUAAGUACGUAAUGAAGAAAAACUCCUGUGCCUUUUCUCUAAAGCGGCGAUUGUGGAAACAAAGGAGGCCAAAAUAAUUAUAUCGUGAUGUAUCCUCUUCAUCAUGCUCUUACAACGUUGAUUCUAUGUUACUACUUUUUUAAGUUGCCAUGACAUGAAAGAUCAAUCUAUCAGUUUUGUUAACCUCAAUAUUACCCAUGUGCAUAGAGUUUACUCAUUCUAUCAUCCAUGCAUUCCCUUGUCUGCCAUAAAAAUCAUACUCAUCUAUAGAGCAACGUACUAAAGCCCUGAUGACCAGCAUGGUGUUACGAAGUUAUGCCUUGCUUCAUACUCAUCAUGCUGAUCUUCAUGAGAGUGUAGAAGAAUCAGAUGCGAGCCGCUGACCUUGGAUCCAUGAUAUGUAGUUGAAAACUGAAGAAGAGAGAAACUUCAUCGAUCCGAGAGAGAUGUAACUUCUUUGGGCUUCAUCAACAUGUAUCUAAAUAGUGUGGACUUUGCUCAGGUCCUACUUGUUUCCUCCUUCUAUAUUUUUGAAAGUGUGGACACCUAUUGUCUCAAGUACCCUCCUUCUGUGUACUAAAACAACUGCUCACUAACUAUCACACGUACUACCAUCCUUCUGUCGUGUACUAGAAGAAGUGGGUGGACUGGUGACACUACUGCUCCUACUGGCAAAGUACUAGAGAAUAUAGAAGAUGAAUCAAAAUUUACUAAAGCUGCUGCUGGCGACUCAAGAAGCAGUUAUGUUCCUUGAUUUCGAGACGCAGAAUCCUUUCUGAGGUUCGCGCUCAGUCCCUCUAUCUUUCAAGUUCUAAAACCAAAGAAGCAGGCUUUUAAACCUUUACGAAGAUAGAGAAUUCGUCUCAAGUAUUGUACACUCUACGCCUUGUUGUGAGUGUCUAGUACAAUCUAUAAAGUAGAGCACUCUUAAUGUCUAAGGUAUUGGCUGUUCGUUGCUAUUGUCGUUUUGACUUCGAUUCAUAGGUGGGAGAAAAGUCAGGUAUAUUAGUGAUAUUAGUGAUCUUUAAAAAAUGUGCAGGAUCUUGAUAGCAGCGAGCGUUCGCAGCAAUAGCACGAUCAUGCGUCAGCGUUAAAGUGAUGAAGUUUGUAGAUGAAGGCAUGCCCCCGAAGACAUUGCGGCUCACAGAUUCCUCUACAGGCUAGGCCCGUAGUGUCGUCCCUUUCCUUGUGAUUUCUUGCUUCCUCGUGUUGCUUUGGUGAUAUUUUCCCGGCCCGCCCUUUGCCCUGGUCUCGUUGCGCCGCUUCCUUGCGUCGUGGCCAGCGAGAUAUGCGCCCACCACCGCAACGGAGAGCCCGCCCGGAGAACUUCAAGACUCUAGUAACUUGCAGUAAUAAUCCUAGCCGGCCAAGGAGGCAAUUGCAAUGUUGUAGAAGGCCUUCAUCCUAGCGAAAACAGGGGCGUAGCGUGACUGAAUGGGAAUGAGCCGAAGAGGCAUUGUAGUUGUAGGUUGUAAUUUACUUCGCAUGCGCAUUGCUCUUCCUCUUCAAUGACCAGCAAUAAACAAAAACACGACGCGCAUAGAAACUUAAUGAGAUUCGCUGAGUUCUUCGUAUCAAUGUGCGUGUGUAACUCCUUGUAAUAUCUAUCCCUCGCAUCGGAUGAAAUAAACACAAAAAGAGGGGCGAAUCAAAAAUGUAUCUAACAUGAUCUGAAAUCUAGCAUCGUUUUUGUUGAACGACAUACACCAUAAAUUGAAUGGCCCAAACAUCACAGGUAAGAGAACAUCAUCAGAAUGUGAGACUUAUCAAGCAGGCAUUCAAAAUUUUGGCGGAGUCAUGAAUCCUAGAUUUAUAUUUUUGAGUAUACAAAUAUUAUCUCUGGUCUUCAAACAAGAAAGAAAAGGUGCCUGUCUCUGAAGGCAACUACACUCGUCGUGCAUAUAAACAUGUUUCUGUUUUUCUUAUCUUCCCUCAACUCAGUGAAGUGCUCACUACUUUCUAAAAACUGAAACAGCUCGUCGAACAGUUUGUUGUGUUUGUCUCAAUGGGGA
Amoebophrya sp. A25 is the source of this 6518-nucleotide messenger RNA. The record is from the annotation of a GenBank genome assembly. NCBI's taxonomy places the organism in Eukaryota, Dinophyceae, Syndiniales, Amoebophryaceae.